UGUAGUUUUUGAUUUUUUUCGUUUUUUUCGUUUGUUUUAGUUUUUUAAAUUCAUUCUGUUUGUCUUUUUUUUUUAAAUUUUUAAUUGAUUGUGCUUUUUUUUUCCAGAUGCAGGCCACCAGGAGGGACAGGGAAUACCUCAGGGCGUCCAAUGCGUGGUUUCGCUGGGAGGACGCAGAGGGUGAAAUCCUGGAAGGCGAAAAUAUUUUCGCCAUCCAGGAUUUGCACGCCAGGGCCGCCAAAUGGUUGGCGGAUGCCGAGGACGAGGCCUUCAUGGCCGGAGCCCGUUGGGAGGGAGGUGUUGGGCCGGACACCCCGAGAGCGCGGUGGGUCCGCGCUGUGAGGCGCGAGUCGCGCCAGUUCGAGGCCGAGGGCGAGCAGGUGCUCGCCCUCUACGAUGUCGAGGAUGCCUGGGCCCUCAGGAUCCUCUUCGGGGAGGAGUCCACCCAGCCUGACCUGACGGAGGAGGACUGGUCCCUGGAGCAGUGGGACUGAGAU
This is a messenger RNA of Diachasmimorpha longicaudata, 497 nucleotides long. RefSeq lists its product as uncharacterized. Lineage: Eukaryota; Metazoa; Arthropoda; Insecta; Hymenoptera; Braconidae. The transcript has 2 exons. The record is from RefSeq and is a predicted model, not a curated record. Bases 108 to 494 code for a protein of 128 amino acids.